GUCACUCAGUUCACCAUCCACCUCGCACCACACUUUGAAGGGGCACCAGGAGAGGUUACCAUCCUCGAAGUCUUCCACAAUCAUGGCCAUGAGAGUAUCUUUUGACUUUCUCGUCUCGGGAUUCAAAAUCGGCUGUUCCGUCUCACGCGAUAGCCUUUCGUUCUCAACACUCGAAGCUCUACCAUCACAGGAGUCGCUCCCAUCGGGCCAGUCAGUACUCGUAUCGAUCGUAUGCGCUUUCCUCAGCUACGUGUUCUUCAAACAAUGGAGGGCCUCCAGAUUCAACGGCGUGCCGUAUAGCGUUCCGAUACCGGAGCAAGUAGACCCGGACUGGAAAGGAGAAGCCAUGAUGCACCCGUCCAUCAAAUCGAAUACCGACUACUUGAUCCAAUGCUACGCGCCUGCCACCGGUGCAUCACUCGGAAAGGUCACUCCUGCGUACCCCGAGGAUAUCGACGCUGCUAUCAGGUCCUCCGCCGUUGCCCAGGUACAAUGGGCCAAGACCUCGUUCGACGAACGUAGAAAGUUUUUGCGCACACUGCUGAAGUACAUUCUUGACAACCAAGACCCCAUCGCGGCUGUCGCUUGCUUGGACUCCGGAAAGACCAAGGUCGAUGCCGCGUUCGGUGAAAUUUUGGUCACAGCGGAGAAAAUCAAAUGGGUUCUCAACCACGGAGAGAAGGCUCUACUCCCGGAGAAGAGGGAGAAUUCAUGGCCGUUGCAGUGCUACAAGAAGGUAGAACUGAGGUAUGAGCCGCUCGGUGUUGUUGCUGCAUGUGUCUCCUGGAACUACCCUUUCCACAACCUUCUCGGCCCGAUCAUCAGCUCCACCUUCGCUGGUAACGGAAUCAUUGUCAAGGGCAGUGAACAGACUGCUUGGAGUUCGCAAUACUAUAUUUCGAUUGUCAAGGGAGCUCUUGUUGCCUGUGGCCAUAGCCCGGACCUCGUUCACUCGAUCAUGUGCUGGCCCGAAGUCGCACCUCACCUCACAUCGCAUCCCGGAAUCGGACACAUUACCUUCAUUGGCUCCCGCCCUGUCGCACACCACGUCGCUGCCUCUGCCUCGAAAGUUCUGACUCCCCUCUGUAUUGAGCUCGGCGGCAAAGACGCUGCCAUCAUCCUCGAUGAUACGGCCAACCUCCCAUCUGUCGCUUCCAUCCUCAUGCGCGGUGUCUUUCAGUCAUGUGGCCAAAACUGCGUCGGCAUUGAACGUAUCAUCGCCACGCCUAAAGUCUAUCCCACGCUCGUCUCCAUCCUCGAAUCUCGCAUCAACAAGCUUCGCAUCGGCUCCAUCCUUGACGAUGUUACCGGCGUCGACUGCGGCGCCGUCAUUUCCGAUGCCCACUUCUCACGCCUGGAAGCACUAGUCGAGCAAGCCGUUUCCCUAGGCGCACGCUGUCUCGCCGGUGGAAAGAAAUACAACCAUCCCAAGUACCCCAAAGGCCACUACUUCACGCCCACCCUCCUCGUCGACGUAACCCCCAGCAUGGCCAUCGCCCAGCACGAAGUUUUCGGUCCCAUUUGCCUUCUCAUGCGCGCCUCCGACGUCGGCGACGCGAUCUCGAUCGCCAACUCGACCGAGUACGCUCUCGGCGGCUCAGUGUUCGGGCGCAACCAGAAGGAUCUCGACAGGGUCGCCAGGGAAAUGCACUGCGGCAUGGUGUCGAUCAAUGAUUUCGCCGUGUACUAUCUCAACCAGAGUCUGCCCUUCGGAGGUGUCAAGGGAAGCGGAUAUGGACGGUUUGCGGGUGCCGAGGGGCUACGCAGUGUUUGUAACCUCAAGGCGGUGGCGCGAGACCGGUUCCCGAGGAUCGCGAGCACGGCAAUCCCGCCUGUCGUGGAUUAUCCGCUCAAGGAUGGAGAGCGCGCAUGGAGGUUUACCAAGGGCCUUGUCGAGGUGGGCUAUGGCGAGACGGUAAUGCGCCGUGUGAAAGGAGUGGGGAAGCUGAUGGGAUUGUAAGUUGAAAUUUUUUGAACGUGUAGGCUGUAGGCUUGUAGUAUGAUAUGUACGUGGGUAUAAUUGUAAUAGGGAUAAUAGAGCGUGGCUUCCACUGGC
Tricharina praecox is the source of this 2056-nucleotide messenger RNA. RefSeq names its product Aldehyde/histidinol dehydrogenase. The transcript is spliced from 3 exons. The record is from RefSeq and is a predicted model, not a curated record. The coding region runs from base 83 to 1960 and encodes 625 amino acids. Gene Ontology annotation, molecular function: aldehyde dehydrogenase (NAD+) activity. Lineage: Eukaryota; Fungi; Ascomycota; Pezizomycetes; Pezizales; Pyronemataceae.